Diplodia corticola is the source of this 4143-nucleotide messenger RNA. RefSeq names its product capsular associated protein. Bases 1 to 4143 code for a protein of 1380 amino acids. The transcript is spliced from 7 exons. NCBI's taxonomy places the organism in Eukaryota, Fungi, Ascomycota, Dothideomycetes, Botryosphaeriales, Botryosphaeriaceae. The record is from RefSeq and is a predicted model, not a curated record.
AUGGAGCGGCUAGCCGCUCUCUGCAUCGCAGGCCUCCUCGCCUGCACCGCACACCUCACCGCCUCCCUCGAUAAAUCCAUCGCUCUCCAACGGCCCGUCCAUGCUUCCGUCGCCGUCCUGCUCAUCGCCGGCGUCGCCCUGCUGCUUGCCGACAAAGUACGCCCCUUGCGAUCCGAGUCCGCCGCCUCGGAACAGCAGUAUGCGCCAAUUCCCUUGUCAGACCUCGGCGAUGCAAAUCCCUCGCGCCCUGUGUCGCCGUCGCCUGCCGACCCGCCUGCCGUCCUGCAACCCCGUCCGACCCGCGGUCUGAAGCGACGAUGCGCCCUCGCCGUCUUCCUCCUCUGCGCUCGCAUAGAGAUCUUGCGCCAGGUUGUUGCGGGCAGCGAAUGCUCGACCCCCACCCGAGAGACGCUGGUGCCCGUCUUCAUUGCCGUCGCCGAUUGGUGGUUGGUCCGGCGCCGCCAACCUCGCCACCGCGAACGGAACGGCGACAAUGAUAAUGACAUGGACACCACUUUGUACAGCGAUGCCCUGAGCGGCCUUGCUGGUAGUAGCUGGCGGCCGACGGUGGCCAUUGUCUUCCUCGCGUGGUCUAGUACUGCCGCCAUUGCCCGCGCCUUGCCCGCCAAAUCCACCUACAUUUGCCCUCCCCUUUCCCGCGAUUAUACCAUGAUACCCAGGCUUCAGAUUGCUGGCGUUUUGUUGGACGGUUUCCUUGCUGUACUGUUGUAUCAAAUGUUGAACUCAUAUGGCCCCAGACCUGGCAGCUCCACAUCCAGGGCACUCUCUUGUCUGGGAGCGGCGUGCGUAGUCUCCGCUCUCAUCUGGAUCGUGAUCGGUGCUGGCAUGUAUCAAUUUGCCUCUGAUUAUGCGCGUAGUCUGAUCAGCCCCACUCCAAGGCAUUUCACUUCAAGCGUCAUCAGGCUGGCCAUUGAAGCAUCGCUCGUCGCGACAUGCGCCGUUCAUUCUAUCAGGCAUUUCGGGAUGCUGAAUGUUGCGGUCCUUAUUCUCUUCACUGCUGCUUCGGUUUCUCUCUUUAUGACUACCUGGAAUCACUCCCACCCCUUUCCUCCACUGCCUGGAGGAUUGGUACUUUCUCUGGUCGGCAUGACUUUCAGCUUGGCUUUCUAUUCCCUGCCCGAGCCACCCCACUCGGGCUCCAAGCUGAAGUCACUUUCGCACCUCUGGGGUUUCUAUCCCAUCAUUGCUGUGCUGUUUUUCCUGCAGCUGCUGCUGGUUUACAAUGGAGAUGACGAAGUCCGAUACCACCCAAUCGACAUGUUAAUGUUUGAUGCCAAGGAGAGAAACGAGCACUGGCUCCAGUGGGCCUCGUCCAGCAUCUCGAUUGAAACGGCGGCUGUGAACUACACCACACGGUACAAGAGACAUCCUCCGCCUCACUUCGACGCGUGGUAUGUGUAUGCCACCAGCCGUUCGUCCGUCAUCAUAGACGACUUCGACUCGAUCCACGACGAUUUGCUUCCCUUCUGGUCCCUCAGCCCGGCUGAGAUCAGGCAACGCACAUGGGAGGCCAUAGCCGACCCAUCCAAAGGCAUCGGUGGAAUCUUCAUCCGCGAGGGCAAAGCCCGCAUUGCACCCAACGUGCCGCGUAACCAACGGCUGAUGCUCGACAGCAUUGUACACAUCAUUGACAAAUUCGGGCAGUGGCUUCCAGACAUGGACUUGGCUUUCAAUCUCAACAAUGAAUGCCGGGUGGCUGUUCCUUUCGAGGACAUGGAGAUCAUCAGCUCAGACGCGGCGGACGCAAUCAGCAAAGAAAGUACCGAGAAAGAUCUCAAAAAUGACUUCUCUCCGGAGCGCGAGAUUGGAUGGCAAAAACUCCCAGAAGCUCCCCACAGCGCAGAUCACUUCGUGACUCUAUCCAGGCGCUCGACGUGGGACGAAUUCGGUGCGAUGACUUGUCCACCCAGUUCCCCGGCGCGUUCGCAACGGAUUUGGAACCGUCGAGAUUUCUGCGCCUCGUGCGCCCUUCCCCAUACUCUGGGGGCAUUCUUCGCGAACUGGACGCUGGCCUCAGACAUCUGCUACCAGCCCGAUCUCGCAAACCUCCACGGCUUCUACACGUCGCCCAACACCUUCAUCGGCACCCACCGCCUCAUGCCCAUCUUCAGCCAAAGCAAAGCGCCCGGCUUCAACGACAUCAUCUACCCCUCGGUCUGGAACUACAUCGACCGCGUCGCCUACGCGCCCACGGACGAGUUCCCCGACCCGGCCUUCCUGGACAAGACGCCCGACCUCUUCUGGCGCGGCGCCACGUCCGAAGGGUUCGCCGGCGCCGGCGGCAAGUUCUGGCACGGCAUGACGCGGCAGCGCAUGGUGCACGCGCUCGCCCUCAGCAACGACACGCAGGUCCUGCCGCUCCCGCACCCCGUCGCCAGCUACAAGCGCAAGCUCCGCUACGUCCCCGUCGCGCCGCAGCUGCUCCGCGCCGCCAUCCCCGUCGACGUCGCCUUCAGCGACAUCGCCCGCUGCGGCGAGCCCGCCUGCUCCGCCGAGCGCGACCUCUUCAUCGGCCCCGCCCCAGCCCCAGCCGCACCAGACCCCGCAGACCCCAACCACGAGUCACUCUCCCCAUCCGCGCAGCAGCACCGCCGCCGCCACCACCGCCGCGCCCAAGAACGCAAAAACGCCACCCCCCUCCAAGCGCACUGGCAGCACCGCUACCUCGUCGACGCCGACGGCGCCGGCUUCUCCGGCCGCUUCCUCGCCUUCCUCCGCUCGCGCAGCCUGCCGCUCAAAAUCCACCCCCUCUUCCGCGAGUGGUGGCACGGCCGCGUCACGCCCUGGCUGCACUUCGUGCCGCUCGACCCGCGCCUGCAGGGGUUGUGGCCGACGCUGGCGUAUUUUGCGGGGUUUAAGGGAGUGAUUGGGGAUGAUGGGGGUGAGGAGGUCAAGGUUUAUGGGAAUGUGGGUCAGGGGCAGAGGAUUGCGGAGGAGGGGCGCAGGUGGGCGGAGGCGACGUUGAGGCGGGAGGAUAUGGAGGUUUAUUUUUUUAGGCUGUUGUUGGAGUGGGGGAGGCUGACGGAUGAUGGGAGGGUGGGGUUGGGGUUUGUGCCGGAGGCGGAGGGUGGGGUUGGGGGGGUGGAGGGGGAGGGGAAGGGGGAGGCGGAGGCGGAGGGGAAGGGGGAGGCGGAGGACGGUGGGGGGCGGGAAAGAAAACGAAGAACGAGUCUCCGGCGGGCGUUUACCGCGGCUACAUACAACGCCGCUUCAGACGCGCUCAAGGCCGCCGUCACCGAGGACGACCACGGCCUGGUCUACCUUACCGACCUCAUGCAAGAGGAUCCGUAUCACCCGGGCGGUGGCCGUCUGGACCCCGCGUCCAGCCUGAAGUACUAUACGAACAGAUCGGGCAAGCUAAGAGCCCUGGCGGGGAUCCUAAAUUGCCACGUCGUCGUCAGGAAGGAGAAGGUCCUGCUCCUCUGCAAGUACCCAGCGAGCAUGGUACCCCUAUGCCAUCUCUGUGUCCUCAGCGGGAUCAACGUGGCCUGCAUCAAGCAGGCCACCCCGGACGUCGAGCGAGCAGAGUUGAUCGCGACAUUCAACGAUGCCACUGAUACGUCUAUCGACGUGAUGGUGAGUACCAUCGCCCUGGUGGGAUACGGCCUAAACCUGCACUCCGGGUGCAAUACGGUCGUUGUCGCGGAGCCCCCGACCGGGGCCAACCACGUGAUACAGGCAAUCGGCAGAGUCUACCGCUUGCUACAGCAGCGGUUCUGUUACGUGUACGUCCUCCACGCGCGAAACACCAUCGACCGGUUCGUGGACGCGUGGAAUAUGAUGAAGUUCCGACCCACUCUAGCCAGUGUUGGUGGCGACGUCCUACUUCAAUUCACCCUGGGCGCACUGCGACGAGAAUAUCGAGAGGGGCAAAAAAGGCACGACUGCACCGAUUGUGCGUGGUUUCAAGCCCCACCUGGCACCUACGACGAGUAUGCUGCCUGGCACAGGAACUUUGAGGCGCCUGCCAGGACCCCUUCGGGUCACCCAUUCAUGUACGUCGGCAAGGUUCCGUACGGUUUUCCUGCUGACCUCCAACUCACAGGCCUUGGCCCCAUCAACAAGGACUUCUCCGAAACCAGGUUCAUCAACACUAUAAGCCGCUAUGUUACGUCAGCCUAG